AUGUCGAGACAAUCACAUUUUCAUAUCUUCUUGAAUCUGAAGAUACUGCCGAAUGAGUGGUUUGGUGCGGGAGCGUUGGUCAGUAGUAGCGGGUGGGGGAAACGUCACCAAGACAGCACGCCUCAACAGUAAGCGCUCAGUCUACAGCACGUGCAUUCUCGCACUGCGGCACAGGCGCUGACAACUUGCUAAACACUUCAGUGAGGUGAGAAAAGAAGCAGCGCAUUUCAAGAGGAAUAUCAAAAAUCCGUCUCUGUCGAGACUGGAACUGCAGGGAAAUCCCGUGAGAGUCGCUACAGAGAGAAUGAUGAAAUAAUUAAGUAAACCUUUAGAAUAAAUAUAUUUCUGUGAUAUGGAGUCAGAGACAGAUGUGGUGCAGGUUUCUCAGGGACUUCUGCAGGGUCGGAAAACUACAACAAAAUCAGGAGGUCCACUUUUGUGUUUCCAAGGAAUUCCCUAUGCCAAACCUCCCGUAGGUCCUUUAAGAUUUAAGCCCCCACAACCUCCGGAGCCUUGGAAUGGAAUAUAUAAAGCACAAGAGGAACCUCCAGUAUGUCCUCAGCGGGAGAAUGGAGUAUUUCGGGGGCAAGAAGAUUGCCUUUAUCUUAAUGUGUAUACUCAAGAGAUAAAUCCUCAAAACUUGAAACCAGUAAUGUUUUGGAUUCAUGGUGGAGGUUUUGUCAUAGGAUCUGGAAAUACAGAUAUGUAUGGUCCAGAUUAUUUAGUGGAUGCAGGUGUUCUGCUAGUAACAUUCAACUAUCGAUUGGGUGUCUUAGGUUUCUUGAGUCUGGAUAAUGAAGAUUGUACAGGAAACAUGGGACUAAAAGAUCAAGUAGCAGCAUUAUUAUGGGUGCAACAGAACAUUGAAUCUUUUGGUGGGGAUCCAAAUAAUGUGACUAUUUUUGGUGAAAGUGCAGGAGCUAUUUGUGUUAGUUUUCAUAUGGUAUCUCCCAUGACAAAAGGUCUUUUUCAUAAAGCUAUUGCUCAAAGUGGAAGUGCUUUAAAUCAUUAUGCUUAUACAUUUCUAAGUAAAUCCAGAUCAUUUGCUGUUGGACAACGUCUAGGUCUGAAGACAAAAGAUGAGAAAGAACUAUUCAGUUUCCUUCAAAAUGUUGAUUUAGAAAAAUUAGUGAAAGAAGCAGAGAAUAUAAUUGCCAGAGUAGAAAACACCAGUGGGCUCAGAAUUGUGUUUGUUCCAACAGUGGAGAAAGUAGUGCCAGGGCAACAACCAUAUUUGGCACAACAUCAAGAAAUUCUUCUAAAAAAUGGUCAAUUUCAUCAUGUUCCUUACAUGACAGGAACUGUUACUCAUGAGGGCAUGAUUAAUCUUCGAGCCAUUGUCAGAAAACCACAGUUACUUAAAGGAGUGAAUGAUCAUUUUGAAAAUGUUCUCCCAAGACAAAUAAGGGAUGCAUUGACUGAUUCCCAAAUUCAAGAACUGUGUAAUAAAGUGAAAAAAUUUUACUUUCAAAAUUCUCCAAUUACCAUGGACAAUGUCGCUUCUUAUUCUGAUUUAAAUACCGAUAUGCAUAUAGCAGCAGGGGUUUGUCUUGCAGCUAAAUAUGUGGCAAGAUCAUCCUCUUUUCCAGUAUAUUUCUACAAUUUUUCAUAUGACGGUUUACUAGGAUGUGGAAAGAUGUCGAUGGGACCCAAAGCUGCUAUUCUCUCAGGACCUUAUCAUGGAGAUGACCUGGGUUAUCUCUUCCGAUUAGGAUUGUACGAUCCUGAUCUGGACCCAGACUCAAAUGAAGUGAAAGUAAGAAGUAAAGUGAUAGCACUCUGGACAAACUUUGCAAAAACAGGAAAUCCAACUCCACAUCGGACUCCAGAAUUACCAAUUGAAUGGUUGCCAUUUACUCCACAAAAUGAGAGGUACCUUUUCAUUGACGAGCAACUAUAUAUGGGUACAUACCUGCGAAAUGAAAGAAUGGCAUUUUGGGAAAAUAUAUAUCAACUUGCUAAAUUAUGAACAAAAAUAUGGGUUAAAAUAGGGUACACGGUACACUCUCAGAGGCGUGGCGGCGGGGUCUCCUUAAGCCCUCCCUCAAAUUACACUACGCGCUUCGAUAAAAAAGAAAAAAAAAACUUACGGAUAGGCCAUUUUCAUGUCU
This is a messenger RNA of Gryllus bimaculatus (two-spotted cricket), 2111 nucleotides long. The record is from the annotation of a GenBank genome assembly. NCBI's taxonomy places the organism in Eukaryota, Metazoa, Arthropoda, Insecta, Orthoptera, Gryllidae.